Messenger RNA from Xiphophorus couchianus (Monterrey platyfish), 4627 nucleotides. RefSeq names its product metadherin a (gene mtdha). Gene Ontology annotation, biological process: regulation of transcription by RNA polymerase II; positive regulation of canonical NF-kappaB signal transduction; negative regulation of apoptotic process. The transcript is spliced from 12 exons. Gene Ontology annotation, cellular component: nucleus. NCBI's taxonomy places the organism in Eukaryota, Metazoa, Chordata, Actinopteri, Cyprinodontiformes, Poeciliidae. The record is from RefSeq and is a predicted model, not a curated record. Gene Ontology annotation, molecular function: transcription coregulator activity. The coding region runs from base 130 to 1668 and encodes 512 amino acids.
UGUGAAUGGAGUUUUGAUUUCUUGCAGCGAGAUUAGAUUAGCCACUCCUCCCACACACGGAUGUGGAGUAAAAUGAAAGCCAGCAGCUAGUGCGGUUUGUUCGCAUUUUUUUUUUUGUUUUUGUCAAACAUGGCUGGGGACUUGCGGAGUUUCGCGCUGGAAAAAGCCGAGCUGCUCUCUAGCCGUUUACGGGAGCUGGUGUCUUCGGGACAAGGCUUGGUUCGGGCCCAGUUCGGAGUGGAUCUGGGUCUGAAGCCCGAGCUGUACCCGAGCUGGCUCAUCCUGUCAACGGCGGCGGUCGGUCUGCUGCUGCCGCUGCUGCUCGGGGCGUCCUGGGCCGCUUUCUGCGGCGGCGGCGGCGGGCGACGGGUCGGCAAAAAGCGGGCUUCCCAGGUCAACCAAGGUGGCGAGGAGACGGGAAAGGCCAGCGCUAAUAAUAAAAGUGUCAAACCAGAGGAGCCGAAAAAGAGAAACAGAAAGAAAACCGGCGACAAGAAGACUCAGUCCAAUGGUCAGCCGCCGGUCGUUGCUCAAGAGGAAGUUAAAGAGAUUGUGGCAGCUUCAAAAACAGCUGCACAGAUUAAAGCUGUUAAGCAGGUGCAUGAGGUGCCGCCCCCGGUGCAGGUGAAAAAAACCAAGAAGAAACCUAAGACAGAUGUGAAACCAGUUCAGGUGUUGCCCACGAGUGACGUGAAAGAACCCGAUGAUGGUGCAUGGGAGACUAAAGUCAGCAAUCGAGAGAAGCGGCAACAGCGAAGGAAGGACAAAGGUUCAGAGGAUUCUGGGAGCCCGGGAGGCGACAAAGCUUCCAAGGCCCACGUCGAAACACCUGCAGCCUCAGCAACGUACAAAAAGAAGAGAGGAAACAACGAGAACCAGCAUUGGAGACCGAACACAAAGGGAGACGGAGCCAGUGGGAAAGGCAACGCUGAAACAUUGAACUCUUCCUCUGCAUGGAGAGCAGAGCCUACAGUCAAUGGUGAAGGCUGGUCUGAUGUUCCAUCGAAGGCCACUGGUCAAGCUGGUUCUGUGGAAAGAAAGAAGUGGAGCUGCAUACCUCCAUCUGCACAGUACAGGUCCCAGUCUGACCCCCGACCCUGGGCUCAGGAGUCUCAAGCCGCCUGGAGCAGCAUGGACUUGAAGAUGAAGACGAUGCCCUUUUCUGUGCUGCAGCUGAACUCUGCAGAUCCAUUAUCAAAUUCAGCUAAGAUGCAGUGGGCCAACCAAACCAUUGUUGACGAUCAGUGGUCAGGAGCCAAGGGGAUGGCAGCAGAUUCCUCCUCUGAUUGGAAUGCCCCAGCAGAGCACUGGGGAAACUACGAAGAGCCUCCUAUAUCUGUGGUGGCAGCAGUAGCAGCAGCAGCAACCCUGCAGAAGGAUCAGACCAAGGUAUCAGAAGAUGAGAAGGACACUGACGAUCCCUCAGGUGGAGCAGCCAAGUCUAAGAAGAAGAUGAAAAAGAAGAAGAAAGCAGAAGAGGAGCCUGCAGCUGAUGUUCAAACUCCAAGUGCAGCUUCUGUACUCAGCGCAGCAACCAAAGUCCCACAGCUUCCUGCGCUGCCGCUAAAUUCACAGAAUACCAGCAUAUCAUCCUCUCAGAAGAAGUCUGAGCAAACCGUCGAACCUCAGAAGCCCUCCCAGAAGAAAAAGGUCAGAAGGGAAACUUGAAGGAACAACACAAGUCUAUUCAAAUGUUAUGCAAAUGAUUAAGAGUGUCUCAUGCAAUAAUUACCAGGUACAGUUUCUGUCUUAGAUGUGUAACCUUUUAAUAGCGACAAGAGGACAGCGAGCAGCAGAUCUAACAUGCUGUAUAGCAGUGAAAUGUGGUCCUAUGGACUGUUAAUUGUAACUAAUUUUGCACUAUUUGCUAAACUGCAACCAGAGGCAGAGUUUCAGGUGGGAUUUCAGUAAUGCUAUAUGGUUAAUAGUUUUGCAAAUAUAUUUCCAUCCUUUUUUUUUGUCCAGCAGGAGUGUGUGUAAUUGUUAACCCAAAACUACAAACGCGGGUUUUAAUUCUUUUUUUUUUGUCUUGCAAAGUCUGAGUUAGGCUGGCCGCCCUAAAUGAUGCACUUUGUUUUUGUUGCUCCUCCACUCCCUCUUUGUGAUUUACUGAAAUGCUUUAUGCUGAAGGUAGAAGGCUCUGUUUAGAUUUUGGUUGAAUCUAACAAAGCAGAGCCCAGAUGUUCGCUAACGGACUCAAGAGUUUCGUUACAUGUUCAUAGAUUAUCUGUUUCGCACAAAUUUUUCUUGUUAGUUAAAAAAAUAUUCUUAAGUUCUUAAACAGAAAGUAAUAGGAUAUAUUCAACACCAUUUUAUUGUAAUAUUACAGUUCCAUUCAGAAGUUUACAUACAUUCAUUAUGGACAUAAAUGACCUAUUCAUGUACCUUUAAUAAUUGAUUUGAACUGUUCUUGUCUACAAAGUCCAGCCUGUACACAAGGUUUAGUGUACAGGUUUGAAUUUAGGAGGAUUUUUCCAAAAUGAUACAAGCAAACUCAAAUAUUUAUGUUCUCCCCUUUUUAAUAUGUUUAUAUGUUUAAUAUGUUUUAGUAUCAGUCAACCCGCUUAAUAAUUCUGACUGGAUAUAUCACCACUCUUCCUAAGAGGAAUGGCAGGUUUCUUUUUAUGUUGUUGGUUUCCUGAUAACAGAUCAGCAUAGUCCAUCAAUUUGUAAUGAGGUUGAAAUUGGGGCCAAUUUCAGAAGUUUGUUGCAGACAGCUUAAUCCAUUUAUUUUUAUUUUUAUGAGCAGUCUAACAUCCAGCCAGAAAUAUGCCAGAAGCUGUGGUUCCUCUGCAACUUGCUAGGGGAUUUUAAACAAAUAUUGGUGGGGUGACAUGUAUAAAAUAUAUAUGUGAGCAAGUAUGUAUAAUUUUGACCCUAUGGUAAAUUCAACCAUAAGCUUCUAAGUCUUGUUUUUAAAUUGAAUCAAAGCUGCCUGUUGUAUAGAUACAUGGUGCUGUUUCUAUUGCGUCUAUAAAAUCCCAACGUUAUCCUAACAUUUACGCCCAUAAUGACCGAAUGUAGGCGUCAAACUGGAAAUGGAGACACAUUUUUAGGUCAUCUUUGAACUAGAGAAUACCUGUGGGAAAACUUCUUGAUUCUAUGUUCUACACCAUCUUGGUUUGCUUUUUUUUGCUUUGCUAGAAAGGGCAGAACAUUUCGAUGAACUCUUUAAUAUUUCAUGCUUCCAUGUUUGAUAUAGACUGCUUCACUCUUACUCUAAAUCAAGCGUGACAUUUUUCCUCGCACCGUUUAAUUGCAGCUAAAUGUUGUAAGUUAAAGCAUUCCAACCUGACUACUUUAGACAGUAAGGGUAAUUAGUGAAAGAAAAAAAGCACUUACAAUAUAUGAUCUUCUAUAAAUGUAGAUUUCAUCCAUUCCUUUAUGACAUUCCUCGACAUUCUUCAUGUUCAAACCAUCCAUCUUGCGGAUUUUCAGAUGAAUAUGGUCUUGAUAUAUCAGUACUUCUGAAAUUUCUGAACUUCAGAAAGUUCAGAGUUAUUUCCACCUAGCAGUACUUGUUCAAUAACUAUCUUUGGCUUUAGCUGCAUUUACAAAAUAUUGAAAUUUCAAUUGAAAUUUGCUGCAUGUCGACAAAUUAAAUUUCCUUGAGAUUGCAGUGACUUGUAGAAGCCACCAGGAGGCACUGUAACUGAGGCUUGAGGUUGAUGGAGUCAAGGCGAUGAAACGGUAACGUCAGUAAAUGCUGUCUUUCUAUUUUUUAUGAAAGUUGUCAUUAUGAUUAAGUCUGUCCUUUUCUAAGUAGCUUGUAUGCUUUUUUUUUAAAUGCGUUCUUCUGCUCUCUAAAUGACUUUUUACAAGGAUUUCUUCCAUUUGUUUCCUAGAAAAAGCCACGCCAUAUGUAUAGAUUGUAAGGGCUUUUUUCUAGUUUGUGAUUGCACUGUGCAGAAACCUGAAUAGUUUCUUUUUUUAUUGCGAAUUAAUUGUUUUUAAACGGUUUUUCCAAAUGUGAAACUUUUUUUUUCCAAAGAAUGAAGGAGAAUUUUUUUUUUUAUUAAAAAAAAAAAACGAAUGAAAAAGAGCUUUGCAAAAAUAUGACAUGGAGCAGUUUGAACUCUUCAUUCAAGUUGUUUGAGCGUAUACAUUUAAAAGAAAUUAAUUUCUACUGCCUUAAUCUGCCGUAUAGAAAGUUUCUUGGAAUCCUUUAGCUUCCAUCCUUUUGCAAGUUUUUAUCUUUUUUCUUUGCAUGACUUUGGUAAUGGUAUUUGUGGGAAACAAAAGAGACAAAAGAGCAGUUUUUUUUUACUUUAACUAUUUUGUUCUAGAAUACAUCUUGUUAUAAAUACCAUAACAGCUUUAUGUUAGAAUAAAACUUGCAAACUUCCUACUUUUUAUGGGCAUCCAUUUUUUCUCUCUCUUGACUCUUGAAUUACUCUUGAAAUAUUAAAAUGUUAAUUGACUGGUGUUGAUUAAUGUUUGUAGGUUUGAAAUGAUGCUACACUGUGGAUUCAGGUGCCCAUUUUGUUCCCUUUUUACCAAUGAGUAAAAUUAUUUCUUGUAUUUAUACAGUUGUGUCUAGAAAAUCUCGGAUGAUUUUGUUAAGGACAUCAUAAUGAUCUUUCUAUGUAUGUUCUGGAAAGAAUUAAAUGGGAAAUGCUUCAUAUCA